AUGCAGAUUGCUUCUACAAACAUUUGUGAAAGACUGUGCAAUAAGUCCAUCCGUGACAUUUCCUGGCUACUAAAUAUUCCACCGUCAACUGUUAGUGGUAUUAUAACAAAGUGGAAGCAACUGGCAACAACAGCAACUCAACCACCAAGUGGUAGGCCACGUAACAUGACAGACCGGGGUCGCGCAUGCUGAAGCGCACAGUGCGCAGAAGUCGCCAACUGUCUGCACAAUCAAUAGCUAAAGACCUCCAAACUUAGUGUAGCCUUCAGAUUAGCAACAACAACAGUGCAUAGAGAGCUUCAUGGAAUGGGUUUCCAUGGCCAAACAGCUGCAUCCAAGCCUUACAUCACCAAGUGCAAUGCACAGCGUCGUAUGCCGUGGUGAAAAGCACGCCGCCACUGGACUCUAG
This is a messenger RNA of Staurois parvus, 409 nucleotides long. Lineage: Eukaryota; Metazoa; Chordata; Amphibia; Anura; Ranidae. The record is from the annotation of a GenBank genome assembly.